Molecule: messenger RNA, 1427 nt
Organism: Aphanomyces astaci
Lineage: Eukaryota; Oomycota; Saprolegniomycetes; Saprolegniales; Verrucalvaceae
Exons: 1
Coding region: 111-1310 (399 amino acids)
Source: RefSeq, a predicted model, not a curated record
UAAUACCUCUUCGUCUGGGUUGCAGGCAGCCAGCACAGCGCAGCACUCGUUGUCAGAACCACGUUCUCAUUGUCCAGCUCUCCCAGUGUACCUAGUACCUCAUCAUCACCAUGCUGGGCAACUACACCAAGGUGAGCUUGAUCCAAACACUUCGUCCGGGCGACCAUUUGUGCGUGUGGGACGAGAGUCGAUGGCCGAUCCGAUAUCAGCACCACGGCAUUGUGUGGACGCAAGGCGAUAGCGAAGACACGAUCCAGGUGUGCCAUGUGUGGAGUCCGUUGGUAGGGUACCAGGAAGCCCAAGCGGACUCGUGUGUGCGGGUGUCGCCACUGCGGGACUUUCUCUCCAAGCGCAAGAUCUCGAGCCUCCGCGUGGUCGAGUACAACACGAGCAGCCUGCGCGAACUCUUGUCCAAGUGGGGCGAAGUGCACUACAGCAAGGCCGACCUGCCCGAAGUCGUGCUCGCGCGCUGCAAGUUCCUCAUGGGGCUGGGCAAGGGCGAGUUCAACAUCUUCUCGCAAAACUGCGAGCAUUACGCGCAUUGGUGCAUGACGGGUGAGCAGUGGUGCAAACAGGUGAUGACCAAGCCCAAGUCCCGCGUGCCGUUUGAGCACCAGAUCGCGCCCGACCAGGUACAGGCCAUGGAAGAAGAGAUCGAAGCCAUCAAAGACGUCAGCCGCAGGGUUGUCGCCAAAGUGCUGGCGCUCAACGGCCACAAGGUCAAGCUGCGCGUGAACGGGUACCACAAUCGUUUUGUGGUCAUCUUGCCGUCCGGCCAAGUGUCUGUGGCGGACGAGGACGAGGGCGACGCGACCACCAACUGGACCAAGCCAGCCAUCUUUGAGCUGCAAGCCACGGCCAAGGUGUACAACUGCAUCAAGGUGAGCCUUCGCACCGCCGGCACCAACACAUACAUGUACUCACGGAGCACGCUGUCGUGUUUUCGCGAUAUCCGCAUGAAAAAUUUCAACUGCUGGCGCGGCCGCCCAGGACUUACGUGGGAACUGAGCUCCAACGGAUACAUGAAGAGCCUGAACCAGCACCGCCGGUACAUUGGAAUUCGAUCCGACAGCCGGCUCGUGGACGUGAGCAUGCGCGGCGACGCGGCGCGCUUCGAGCUCGUGCCUGUGGACACCAGCCAGGAGAAGCCGCCGGAGUACGACGCCGCCAUUCGCAAGCUGCCGUCGUCACGGUCGUUCGAACUGCGGCUGUCCUCGCGCGAGUUGGACGAGCAGCGAUUGCCAAAAUUCAACGAACUAGACGAAGAUAACAAGGUGGCGACGCCGUACGCUCAAGUGAAUAGCAUGUAGAGAUAGAAUUGUUCUGCUUGGUCAAGGCAACACUGUGCAUUCAACACGAACCAAAUGGACUGCCUGCUAUAUAUGAUAUGCAUCAAAUUUGAACGUGAUAGCGACCCUUUGGCUGGC